AUGAUAAAUCUGGGCAUCAAGCUAAACGACACAGUGGAAAAGGCACUGCGUCAUCACCGCAGAAGGAAGCAUCGGGAAGAGAUUUUCAACGCAAUAGAAGACGAGAUCACGGCUCUGCGACUGCAAGGACUGAAUCAUAACGAGGACGUGCACUUGUGGAAAACAGGGGAAAACAACUACAACACAAACUUUAGCUCAAAAGAGACAUGGAAGCUCAUCCGUGUCGAGCAAGUAAAGGUAGACUGGUGCAAAGGUAUUUGGUUUCCCUACAAUACGCCUCGCUUCUCCUUCAUGGCUUGGAUUGCAGUUCAGAACAGGCUCCCUACGGGUGACAAGAUGCUAAGCUGGAACACAGCUGCUACUACAGCCUGCUGUCUCUGUCCCGAACCGUUAGAAACUCGCAACCACCUUUUCUACAAAUGCACUUUCUCAGAAGAAGUUUGGAAGAAUCUAACCCACAAACUACUGUCCCGGCAAUACACGAACGAAUGGGAAGAGAUCAUCAAGACUCUAACAGGCCAGGCAAGCUCAACCCGUCUGUUCCUGAUCAGAUAUGUUUUUCAGUCCACUCUGUCUGCUAUUUGGAAGGAGAGGAAUGGCAGAAAGCAUGGAGAAAAAUCAAAUAGUCCUGCAACUAUUAUCAAAGGAGUGGACAAGGCCGUAAGAAACAGGAUCACUAGCUUACGUCUUGCGGGAGUGUGCAAACACACAAAAGCCAUGGAAACAUGGUUCUCAGUUCGUUGA
Messenger RNA from Raphanus sativus (radish), 744 nucleotides. RefSeq lists its product as uncharacterized. NCBI's taxonomy places the organism in Eukaryota, Viridiplantae, Streptophyta, Magnoliopsida, Brassicales, Brassicaceae. The coding region runs from base 1 to 744 and encodes 247 amino acids. The record is from RefSeq and is a predicted model, not a curated record. The transcript has a single exon.